This is a messenger RNA of Nematostella vectensis (starlet sea anemone), 2985 nucleotides long. RefSeq names its product trace amine-associated receptor 9. The transcript is spliced from 2 exons. Lineage: Eukaryota; Metazoa; Cnidaria; Anthozoa; Actiniaria; Edwardsiidae. Gene Ontology annotation, biological process: G protein-coupled receptor signaling pathway. Bases 657 to 1652 code for a protein of 331 amino acids. Gene Ontology annotation, cellular component: membrane. The record is from RefSeq and is a predicted model, not a curated record. Gene Ontology annotation, molecular function: G protein-coupled receptor activity.
GAAAUGCGAACGAUUUGGGCAAUGAAAGGGGUUGAAUACACAAAGAACUAUUCUAAUGGAAAUAGCCAACGCAAAUAUUACAUAAGGCGAGAACAAAUAUAAUACAGCACGCUCUCCAGCUGCGAGUGAACGAGCGCAAUUAAACUCGCGGCGAAGUUCAAGGCUUAUUUGUAAGCAUAAUCUUAAUAAGACAUGGUUUUUGCAUUUUCGUUUGACCCGCGUUGUCUACGUUAGGUGAUAUGAUGAUAAAACUAUUUGGAAUAUCGUUUAAAAAUGCUGAUAGCAGCUCAAUUUGAGGGAAAUUGGUUAAGGAAGAUAAACAUGGGUGAACUCAAGAGGCAAUUUCGACGACAAUGGUCGAAAAUAGGAUGAUAUCAUAACCGUUUCAAGCUCCCAAAGGAAAUGGUAUUAAUGGAAGAAAGAAUUCGUCGCAAUUAACGGCAGGCUGAAGCAAUAGACUUGAAGCAAAAUUGCGCAAAAGUGAUUUUAUUUUCCCAAAUAUUGAUACACAACUGACGAAAGUUUAAACAGUAAAUGCGUAAGAACAGUCAAAUUGUAAAUAAAAGGAAAGGGCAAAAGGGCAAAUCGAGCAAGAAGACAACAGAACGAGACGAAAGAACUGAGAAGUGGCGAAAUCAAAAUCAAGCUAAAACGAGAUGGAAUUGAACAAAACCGACAGAAAUUUCUGGAAUUCAAGUUCGAGUUCAGACUUCGCCCACCUCCAGCUUGUCAACAACGUCUAUCUCAUCCUUCUAGGAACCUUUGCCGUGGUCACAGUUCUUGGAAAUGGUCUGGUUAUUCUUGUAAUUCUUUCAAGGAAAAGGCUUCGUGUCCAAGAAUCUCCUAAUUGGUUCGUGCUUUCCCUGGCCAUUGCGGACUUUCUGGUUGGAUUCUUUACGUUUACCAAUGCAAUUAUUUGUCGCUACAGCACGGUUCUGUACGAGGUUUGUCAUCUUCCCGACUUCUACUACGCUCAAAACUGCCUCAUGUCUUUCUUCUUCACGGCAUCCGUGAUGAAUUUAUGCGCCCUGACGCUGGAUAUUUACUUGGGAGUACUCCACCCUUAUCGAUAUCAGUCUUUUAAGAAAGCCAGUACCGUCGGCGGCUUUAUAGCACUCGCAUGGGUUCUCUCCGCAGCACAGAACAUCCCAUUGGUCGUUUACCAGCUGACUGACAGCCACCCUGAAGCAGCGCAUGUCGCUGACAGCGUCAUCCAAGUAAGCUUCAUGACGGGGCUACCGAGUAUCUUCAUGCUUUACGCAUACGUAAGGAUUUUUAGAGUCGCUCGCAAGCAUCGCAAGGACAUAGAGAAAGUCCAACGCGAAGUCGAAUCCAUCGAGCCUUUCACCGAAAAACCAAGGAAGCGCAAGCGGGGAAGAAGUGGCACAGUAAAAUCCGUCGGGGUAGUGGUGGGGAUUUUCUUGUUCUGUAAUGCAUUCUACCAGUAUUACGUCAUGUGUGAUAUAUGGCCGGACACCAUCCACAUGCAUUACCUGGUACGAGUAGUGACGCUAUUGCUGAGACAGUUCAACUCUGCGCCCAAUGUAUUUGUGUACGCGUUCCUAAGAAAGGACUUCAGGCGCGAGAUGUGGGCGAUGAUUCGGUGCGUGAAACGAAAGAGGAAAGCCUCAACCGAGGUACUGACACUUUGAUUACUGUAUGUACUGCUCAACGGAGACGUUCCUAAGAAAGGACUUCAGGCGCGAGAUUUGAGCGAUGUGUCGGUGCGUGAAACGAAAGAGGAAAGCUUCAACCGAGGUAAUGACACUUUGAUUACUGUAUGUACUGCUCAACGGAGACGUUCCUAAGAAAGGACUUCAGGCGCGAGAUGUGGGCGAUGAUUCGGUGCGUGAAACGAAAGAGGAAAGCUUCAACCGAGGUACUGACACUUUGAUUACUGUAUGUACUGCUCAACUGAGACGAUCCUCAGGAAGGACUUCAGGCGCGAGAUGUUAGCGAUGGGUCGGUGCGUGAAACGAAAGAGAAAAGCUUCAUGCGAGAUACUGAUACUAUGAUUACUGUAUGUACUGCUCAACUGAGACGAUCCUCAGAAAGGACUUCAGGCGCGAGAUGUUAGCGAUGGGUCGGUGCGUGAAACGAAAGAGAACAGCUUCAUGCGAGAUACUGAUACUAUGAUUACUGUAUGUACUGCUCAACUGAGACGAUCCUAAGAAAGGACUUCAGGCGCGAGAUGUGAACGAUGGGUCGGUGCGUGAAACGAAAGAGAACAGCUUCAUGCGAGAUACUGAUACUAUGAUUACUGUAUGUACUGCUCAACUGAGACGUUCCUAAGAAAGGACUUCAGGCGCGAGAUGUGGGCGAUGAUUCGGUGCGUGAAACGAAAGAGGAAAGUUUAAACCGAGGUACUGACAUUUUGACUACUGUAUGAACUGCUCAACUGAGACGAUCCUCAGGAAGGACUUCAGGCGCGAGAUGUUAGCGAUGGGUCGGUGCGUGAAACGAAAGAGAAAAGCUUCAUGCGAGAUACUGAUACUAUGAUUACUGUAUGUACUGCUCAACUGAGACGAUCCUCAGAAAGGACUUCAGGCGCGAGAUGUUAGCGAUGGGUCGGUGCGUGAAACGAAAGAGAACAGCUUCAUGCGAGAUACUGAUACUAUGAUUACUGUAUGUACUGCUCAACUGAGACGAUCCUAAGAAAGGACUUCAGGCGCGAGAUGUGAACGAUGGGUCGGUGCGUGAAACGAAAGAGGAAAGCUUCAACCGAGACGUUCCUAAGAAAGGACUUCAGGCGCGAGAUGUGAGCGAUGGGUCGGUGCGUGAAACGAAAGAGGAAAGCUUUAACCGAGACGUUCCUAAGAAAGGACUUCAGGCGUGAGAUGUGGGCGAUGAUUCGAUGCGUGAAACGAAAGAGGAAAGCUUCAACCGAGGCACUGACACUUUGACUACUGUAUGUAUUGCUCAACUGAGACGUUCCUAAGAAAGGACUUCAGGCGCGAGAUGUGAGCGAUGGGUCGGUGCGUGAAA